Aspergillus melleus is the source of this 207-nucleotide messenger RNA. RefSeq lists its product as uncharacterized. Bases 1 to 207 code for a protein of 68 amino acids. NCBI's taxonomy places the organism in Eukaryota, Fungi, Ascomycota, Eurotiomycetes, Eurotiales, Aspergillaceae. The record is from RefSeq and is a predicted model, not a curated record. The transcript has a single exon.
AUGGAAGAGUCCAUGAUCAUGGCAUUGCUUGGUGAAGUCAAGGUCAAGCAGAGCCACUACGAGCGCCACCAGGGCUUUCAUCCGGCGGUCUUCCGUCUGCAAGAAUAUAGUCGGUCCUUAUCGCCGGCAGGUAAGCAGCAGCAGACUGCAGGCCAAGGCACCGCCACAUGCGCCGUUAAUCUAAAAGCAAUUAACCCCCAGCGCUAA